This is a messenger RNA of Hypanus sabinus (Atlantic stingray), 1584 nucleotides long. Its product is annotated as TGF-beta receptor type-1-like. Gene Ontology annotation, molecular function: ATP binding; activin receptor activity, type I; activin binding. The record is from RefSeq and is a predicted model, not a curated record. NCBI's taxonomy places the organism in Eukaryota, Metazoa, Chordata, Chondrichthyes, Myliobatiformes, Dasyatidae. Gene Ontology annotation, biological process: cellular response to growth factor stimulus; protein phosphorylation; activin receptor signaling pathway. Gene Ontology annotation, cellular component: activin receptor complex; plasma membrane. The transcript is spliced from 9 exons. Bases 1 to 1584 code for a protein of 527 amino acids.
AUGGUUGGAGUCAUGAUCCUGCCAGCUGACACCCACGGUGGAGCGGAGGGAACGCUGAUGGAAGCGCUCAACUGGAUUUGCUUGCGGUACAAGUCCCAGGCUUUGGAGCAGUAUCGCAGUGUUGUGACAACAGCACAGCUGGUGGUUCUUCCACGUGUUUCUGGAGGUGCCCGAAGGCACAACUGGCUCUGGCAAGUCGAUUUGCAACUGUCCCUUACUACUGUAGCGUCUUUGGAGAUGAUGCUGCCCAGUUGGCCUUUACGGAGCUGCUGCAGGAUGGCGAGGGAUUUCAGGGUGCAGCCGAGCUUCGACAGAACCUUCCAGAGACCGUUGCGGCUGACUGUAUCAAAGGCCUUAGUCAUGUCAAUGAACGCCGUGUACUUCCCACAUAUUGUUCACGGCUCUUUUCCUGUAUCUGGCGCUGGACCAAGAUCAAGUCAGAAGCAUCAUAGUGAAUUGAGCUGGAGACCCACAAAAUUGGCGGCUCUAGUACUUCCUCUCGUGGGGUUCUUGAGCUUGGCUCUGCUGAUGACAGUGUAUACAUUCCGGAGACGAUAUUCUGCCUGUGUGGAAACAAGGCAUGAUGAUGAGGACCCUGGCCUUACAGAAAGGGAGGAAAAUCUGACAUAUGGAUCGGGCUCUGGUUGUCCUCUACUUUUUCAAAGGACGAUAUCUAGGGCGAUAAUUCUUUGUGAAAUUGUUGGAAAAGGGCGAUUUGGUGUGGUUUGGCACGGCAAAUGGAACGAGGAAGAUGUAGCAGUUAAAAUUUUCUUCACGAGUGAUGAAAAGUCAUGGUUCAGAGAGACUGAAAUCUACCAAACCACCUCGCUCCGACAUGAAAAUAUCCUUGGUUUCAUUGCUGCUGACAAUAAAGAUACUGGCCUACGUACUGAACUUUGGAUUGUGUUAGACUACCAUGAGCACGGUUCUCUGUUUGAUUACUUAAACAAGUUCACCGUUGCUGCAGACAGUGUGAUGAAACUUGCCCUCUCUAUAGCAAGUGGACUAGCACAUCUUCAUAUGGAAAUAACUGGGACACAUGGUAAACCUGCCAUAGCACAUCGUGACCUCAAGUCAAAAAAUAUUCUUGUGAAGAGGAAUGGAACAUGUGUCAUUUCUGAUUUGGGUUUGGCUGUGCGGAGCAAUUCAUCGAAAGAUGUCAAUUAUAUUGCUCAUAAUCUCAGAAUUGGAACAAAGAGGUACAUGGCCCCAGAAGUUCUUGACGAUAGUAUCAAUGCCAGCCAUUUUGAUUCAUUCAAACACGUCGAUGUAUAUGCCUUGGGUCUAAUAUUAUGGGAGAUUGCAAACCGAUGUUCUGCAGGAGGUGCCUGCAAUGAAUAUCAGAUGCCUUAUUAUGACCUUGUUCCUUUGGACCCUUCUAUAGAAGAUAUGAGAAAGGUCGUCUGUGAACAAAGUCAAAGGCCAAGGGUUCUAGAUCAGUGGCAUUGUUCUGAGGUGCUGCUGGUGAUUGCCAAAAUCAUGUGGGAAUGUUGGUUUGCUAAUGGAGCGGCACGAUUGACAGCACUUCGUAUCAAGAAGACCCUCACAAAUCUUAGUGUGCAGCAAGGGGUGAGCAUCAACUGA